Molecule: messenger RNA, 2814 nt
Organism: Otolemur garnettii (small-eared galago)
Lineage: Eukaryota; Metazoa; Chordata; Mammalia; Primates; Galagidae
Gene: ANO2
Product: anoctamin 2
Exons: 26
Coding region: 1-2814 (937 amino acids)
Biological process (GO): chloride transmembrane transport
Cellular component (GO): plasma membrane
Molecular function (GO): chloride channel activity; protein dimerization activity
Source: RefSeq, a predicted model, not a curated record
AUGGAUCCAGAGAACCUGCCAGUCAUCAAUAACUACCUGGAUGCCAAUGAGCUUGUGUCCUCGGAGGCCCGUCUGAGCCGCAUGCACUUCCGUGACAACCAGAGGAAGGUUGACUAUGUGCUGGCCUACCACUACCGGAAACGUGGGGCGCACCUGGGUCACGGCUCCCCUGGCCACUCACUGGCUAUCAUCUCCAAUGGGGAGACGGGCAAGGAGCCCCACGCCGGGGGCCCUGGUGACGUAGAGCUAGGGCCUGUGGAUGCCCUGGAGGAGGAGAGGAAAGAGCAGCGGGAAGAGUUUGAACACAACCUCAUGGAGGCUGGACUGGAGUUAGAGAAAGACCUGGAAAAUAAAAGCCAGGGAUCCAUCUUUGUGCGGAUACACGCCCCGUGGCAGGUGCUGGCCAGAGAGGCAGAAUUCUUGAAGAUCAAAGUUCCCACCAAGAAAAUGUACGAGAUCAAAGCAGGAGGCAGCAUUGCGAAGAAGUUCAACGCCAUUCUGCAGAAGCUCAGCUCGCCUCUGCAGCCCAGAGUCCCGGAGCAUAGCAACAACAAGAUGAAGAAUCUGUCUUACCCAUUCUCCAGGGAGAAGAUGUACCUGUACAACAUCCAGGAAAAGGACACCUUCUUUGAUAAUGCCACCCGAAGCCGCAUCGUGCACGAGAUUCUGAAGCGCACAGCCUGCUCCCGAGCCAACAACACGAUGGGUAUUAACUCUCUGAUAGCAAACAAUAUUUAUGAGGCUGCCUACCCCCUCCACGAUGGUGAAUACGAUAGUACAGGGGAGGACAUGAACGACAGAAAGCUGCUGUAUCAAGAAUGGGCACGAUAUGGAGUCUUUUACAAGUUUCAACCUAUUGACCUCAUCAGAAAGUAUUUUGGAGAAAAAAUUGGAUUAUAUUUUGCCUGGUUGGGAUUAUAUACAUCAUUCCUUAUCCCAUCUUCUGUAAUCGGAGUGAUCGUGUUUCUUUAUGGAUGUGCAACAAUUGAAGAAGAUAUCCCCAGCAGAGAGAUGUGUGACCACCAGAACUCCUUCACCAUGUGUCCACUGUGUGACAAGUCCUGUGAUUACUGGAACCUCAGCUCAGCCUGCGGAACUGCGCGAGCCAGCCAUCUGUUCGACAACCCGGCCACUGUCUUCUUCUCCAUCUUCAUGGCCCUAUGGGCUACUAUGUUUCUGGAAAACUGGAAGAGACUACAGAUGCGACUGGGCUACUUCUGGGACCUGACUGGUAUAGAGGAGGAGGAAGAGCGUGCCCAGGAACAUUCCCGGCCUGAGUAUGAGACCAAAGUUCGAGAGAAAAUGCUAAAGGGGAGCAACAAGUCGGUUGUCCAGAAACUGGAAGCGAGCACGCCUGAGGACGAUGAGGAUGAUGAAGAUAAACUGACCUGGAAAGACCGUUUCCCGGGUUACUUGAUGAACUUCGCCUCCAUCUUGUUCAUGAUUGCCCUGACAUUCUCGAUUGUCUUUGGGGUGAUUGUAUAUCGGAUCACAACUGCAGCUGCUCUGUCUCUCAACAAAGCCACGCGCUCCAAUGUCCGGGUCACGGUGACAGCAACAGCAGUUAUCAUCAACCUUGUGGUCAUCCUUAUCCUGGAUGAGAUCUAUGGGGCUGUAGCACAGUGGCUUACACCUGUUCCAAAAACAGAACAGACUUUUGAAGAGCGCUUGAUCCUCAAAGCUUUCUUGCUAAAGUUUGUCAAUGCCUACUCCCCCAUCUUCUAUGUGGCCUUUUUCAAGGGGAGGUUUGUGGGAAGGCCUGGAAGCUAUGUCUAUGUGUUCGAUGGUUACCGCAUGGAAGAGUGUGCUCCAGGGGGCUGCCUCAUGGAGCUCUGCAUUCAGCUCAGCAUCAUCAUGUUGGGGAAGCAGCUGAUCCAGAACAACAUCUUUGAGAUCGGAGUCCCGAAGCUAAAGAAACUAUUUCGAAAACUGAAAGAUGAGACAGAACCUGGAGAAACGAACUCUGCCCACUCCAAACACCCAGAGCAGUGGGACCUAGACUACAGCUUGGAGCCAUACACAGGACUGACUCCAGAAUACAUGGAGAUGAUCAUCCAGUUUGGUUUCGUCACCCUCUUUGUGGCCUCCUUCCCUCUGGCACCUGUGUUUGCCCUUCUCAACAAUGUCAUUGAAGUGCGGCUUGAUGCAAAGAAGUUUGUGACAGAGCUGCGACGGCCUGAUGCUGUGAGGACCAAAGACAUCGGAAUCUGGUUUGACAUUCUCUCUGGAAUCGGCAAGUUCUCUGUUAUCAGCAAUGCUUUUGUCAUCGCCAUCACCUCUGACUUCAUCCCCCGCCUCGUGUACCAGUACUCCUACAGUCACAAUGGGACUCUGCAUGGCUUUGUCAACCACACUCUCUCCUUUUUCAACGUCAGCCAGCUGAAAGAAGGAACACAGCCUGAAAACUCACACUUUGACCAGGAGGUUCAAUUCUGCAGGUUUAAGGACUACCGAGAGCCACCAUGGGCCCCGAACCCAUAUGAAUUUUCCAAACAGUACUGGUCUGUUCUGUCAGCCCGUCUGGCUUUUGUCAUCAUCUUCCAGAACCUUGUGAUGUUCCUGAGCGUCCUUGUGGACUGGAUGAUCCCAGACAUCCCAACAGACAUCAGCGAGCAGAUCAAGAAAGAGAAGAGCUUACUGGUGGAUUUCUUCCUGAAGGAGGAGCAUGAGAAGCUCAAGGUGAUGGAUGAGCCGGCCCCGAGAAGCCCGGGGGUGGGCGAGUGGGCCAGGAGCCGGGCAGUCAGUGCAGCACCCUCGGGUCGAAGCCAGCCGGGCAGCAUGGCGUCCCCAGGUUCUCAGCACACCAAUGUGUGA